Cylicostephanus goldi is the source of this 1611-nucleotide messenger RNA. The record is from the annotation of a GenBank genome assembly. Lineage: Eukaryota; Metazoa; Nematoda; Chromadorea; Rhabditida; Strongylidae.
AUGGAUGUUCUUGGCACGGCACGUGCUUAUAUUAAGGAGAUGGUCAACCUGGCUGGCCCACAGAUGAAAGUUAUUCUCAUGGAUAAGGAAACGGUGCGCCCUAAGACCACAAUCGUAUCAUGCGCUUUUGCACAGUCAGAAAUGAUGCAGAAAGAAGUUUAUCUAUUCGAGCGUCUUGACUCGCCAGUACCUCGAGAAGCGAUUAAACACUUAAAAUGUCUUGUGUUUGUUCGACCCACUCCUGACAAUGUUCAGCUCUUGGCAUCUGAGUUAAGAAAUCCGCGCUAUGCACAAUAUUAUAUCUAUUUUUCGAAUAUCGUUAGUAAAACAGAUUUGAAGAUGCUUGCUGAAGCCGAUGAGCAUGAAACGGUUAGAGAAGUGCAUGAGUUCUUUGUUGAUGGCAUCGCUUUGAGUCCUCCAAUUUACUGCAUCAAUAUAAAAGAAGUCUACGACCGUUCCUUCAAUCUUACAGCAGCUGCAUAUUUACGAAUCAAACAGGCGCUUGUGGCGCUUUUGCUUAACCAGAAAAAGAAACCAGUGAUAAGAUAUCAACGCAUGUCAGAGGAUUGUAAAAGACUUGCUGAUGAUUUGAAUCAAGUAGUACGACGCGAAGAAGGCUUGUUUGACAAUGCAAAACGAGACACAAUUUUACUUAUCAUUGAUCGAAGUGAAGAUCCUGUCACUCCGCUACUAAAUCAGUGGACAUAUGAAGCCAUGGUACAUGAACUAAUCACCAUUAACAAUAAUCGAGUCGCCGUUGAUGGGCAAAGCAUGGUGCUAAGUGAAUUACAUGACGAGUUUUAUGCUAAGAAUGUCUCAUCUAACUUUGGAGAAAUUGGACAAAACAUCAAAGUACUCAUGAAUGAAUUCCAACAGAAAUCCCAGAUACACAAAAAUUUGGAGUCUAUAGCAGAUAUGAAGAAUUUUGUUGAGGAAUAUCCACAGUUCAAGAAAAUAUCAGGUACUGUCUCAAAGCAUGUCACGUUGAUGGGAGAGCUCAGUAAACUUGUAGCGAAUCGGAAUCUACUCGAAAUAUCAGAGGUGGAACAAAGUAUUGUCGCGGAAGGAGACCAUUCGAGGUGUUUAGAACGAAUUCGUUCGCUUAUCAACCAUCCUAAGACUACUAGCUUGGAUGCACUACGGCUGGUGCUAUUGUACGCGCUAAGGUUCGAAGGCAAUCCAAGCAAUGAUCUCAAUAGCUUAGUGAAUCUGCUGAAAAGGGAUGCGCUACGGCUAGUGCUGUUGUAUGCGCUAAGGUUCGAAGGCAAUCCAAGCAACGAUCUAAAUAGUUUAGUGAAUUUGCUGAAAAGGGAUAUGGACUGCGCGAAUAUAGUGCGAUCUUUGCUAAAGUAUGGAGGGGCUGGACGCAGAAAGACCGAUCUUUUCGGAGAGGGAUCGACAAUGGAAAUGACAAAAAGGUUUAUAAAAGGACUGAAGGGAGUGGAGAACAUUUAUACGCAACAUGAGCCAUAUAUCAAAACGGUAAUGGAGAAUGCUUUAUCUGUACGAUCUCAAAAUGAGAAACGAAUGCAAGGUGGAGGAGGACCUGCCGUGUUGCUCGCCACGACAUUCAUGCAUAAUACCAAGAGGUACCGUAUUAGUUAUUUGUAG